Molecule: messenger RNA, 1911 nt
Organism: Sclerotinia borealis F-4128
Lineage: Eukaryota; Fungi; Ascomycota; Leotiomycetes; Helotiales; Sclerotiniaceae
Source: the annotation of a GenBank genome assembly
AUGCUGAAAUUAUGGUCCUUCCUCUUGCUGCCGGUGGUUCAGACUGUGAAAGCAGCUAUGAGCAUUGGAGUAUCUAAUUCUCAAGCUACGAACCCAGCAUCCAAUGCUGUUGAUGGAAACUCCAGCACAUUUUGGCACAGUGAAUACAGCCCUGUUCUCAUUCCACUUCCAUACACAAUAUACCUUGACACAGGCUCCUCACAACUCCUUAAUGGUUUUACAUACCUACCACGUCAAGAUGGCAAAUUGAACGGAAACAUUGGAGCAUAUUCUUUGGCUGUAAGUACAGACAAUAAGACAUGGACCACGAUCGCAACUUCUACUUUCCAAGACGAUGCUUCUCUUAAGUCCGUGGGUUUCGCGAGUACACAAGCUCGAUAUAUCCGCUUGAAUGCCACUUCCGAAGCAGGAAAUCGUGGUAAUUGGACUAACGCCGCAGAGUUUGGCUUCUCACUUGCGCCAACCGCUGUUGAUGGUCUGGGAGAAUGGGGUCCGGUGAUAAUCAUGCCACUCGUCCCUGCUGCAGGCUUCAUCGAAUACUCAACCGGAAACAUCUGGACCUUUUCCGCAUAUAGUCCUCUUACAUUCGGAAUUGGAGAAUAUGGUUAUACAAUUUCAGCAGUGUAUAAUCCUACAACUGGCGUCAUAUCUUCUGCCAAUGUCUCUAAUACUGAGCAUGAUAUGUUCUGUCCUGGGAUGUCAUUACUUUUUGAUGGAGCAGCGCUAGUGAGCGGAGGCGAUACGGCGAAUAAGACGAGCAUCUAUACACCUUCUACCGAUCAAUGGGUGGCAGGACCAGUUAUGCAGAUUCCUCGCGGUUAUCAUUCAACAGCUACAACCUCAGCUGGAAAUGUUUUUAAUAUUGGUGGAUCUUGGAGUGGUGGACUUGGAGGAAAGAAUGGAGAAUUAUAUGAUCCGAUUGCCAACACAUGGACUUUACUUCCAGGCUGUACAGUCGCACCCAUGCUUACUGCUGAUGCAGAAGGCGCUUAUCGUACUGAUAAUCAUGCUUGGUUGUUUGCAUGGAAAAACGGCUCUGUCUUCCAAGCUGGUCCAAGCAAAGCGAUGGAUUGGUAUGGAACAACUGGAACUGGAUCUCAGGUAGCCGCAGGACUUCGUACCUCUGACACAGACUCUAUGUGUGGAAAUGCUGUCAUGUAUGAUGCGGUCAAUGGAAAGAUUUUUACAGCUGGUGGAUCACCAGAUUAUCAGGACUCGAAUGCGACUAACAACAUUCAUCUCAUCACCAUCAGCAGCCCUAACGUCGCGCCUACGGUUCAGACUCUCAAAUCAAUGACAUAUAAGAGAGCUUUCGCAAAUGGCGUUGUUCUUCCAGAUGGACACGUCAUUGUUAUAGGAGGACAACCAUAUCCUGUUCCAUUCACAGACACUGAUGCCGUAUUAACACCCGAGUUAUGGGAUCCUACCACGCAAACUUUUACGAUUCUUCCUCCUCACACCAUACCACGAACAUAUCACAGUAUUGCACUUCUCAUGCUCGACGGUAGAGUCUUCGCAGGAGGUGGAGGACUCUGUGGCUCAGAUUGCGCCACUAAUCACGCAGAUGCGCAAAUCUACAGCCCGGCCUACCUUUUUAACUCUGACGGAACCCUCGCCACUCGGCCUGUCAUCUCUUUAUCUACAUCGACUAUUGCUAUCGGGAAAAUGGUCACCAUCACCACCAGUACUACUGUAACUCAUUUUUCCAUAACUCGAUAUGGAUCGACGACCCAUACGGUGAAUACCGAUCAAAGGCGCAUUGCUCUGACACCCGACACAAUAAUUGGCAAUACAUAUACCUUGACCAUCCCCGCCAACCCUGGAAUUGCACUCCCAGGAUACUGGAUGUUCUGGGCCAUGAACUCUGCAGGCGUACCGAGUGUGGCAUCUCCUCUCAAAAUCACGCUUUGA